Molecule: messenger RNA, 1554 nt
Organism: Drosophila persimilis
Lineage: Eukaryota; Metazoa; Arthropoda; Insecta; Diptera; Drosophilidae
Product: WD repeat-containing protein 18
Exons: 2
Coding region: 18-1508 (496 amino acids)
Biological process (GO): DNA-templated DNA replication; rRNA processing
Cellular component (GO): nuclear pre-replicative complex
Molecular function (GO): protein binding
Source: RefSeq, a predicted model, not a curated record
UCGCACGUGCACCGAAAAUGGGAGAUGCUGUGGAAGCUUUAUUCGUCAGCGCCUGCAGCGAGGAAAACACAACAUGCAGCGUCCAGGAUCUGCGCACCGGCACCGACCUAAUGAAGUACAAGGGCGGCGGGAAUGCCCAACACCACAGUCUGGCUAUGAUUGGGCUGAAUUAUGUUCUGGCAGCCAACACAAUUAAGCCUUUGCUCCACGUCUGGCCUAUCAAUAAGCAGGAGCAGAUGUCGAGCCUGCGAUUUGUGUUGCCAGGCAAGGCCAAUGCUAUGGCCCUCACUCCAGAUGGCGCGUACCUGGUAGUUGGAAUACAGGAGAGCAUUUAUAUCUGGCACAUGAGCACUGGCCGCAUGCUGAACACCCUCUCGAAACACUACCAGGCCAUAACCUGUCUGCGCUUCACUGACAAUGGCGAGCGCUUUGUCAGCGCCGGGAAAGAUGGGGCCGUUCUGGUCUGGGAUCUCACCUUCUCUGUUGCCCCGCUAGACAACGGCAGCCAGGAGGGCAGUGAGCCUCUGUACAGCUUUAACGAUCAUGGCCUGGCUGUGACGGAUCUGCACACUGGAAUUGGUGGCAUUCGCUCCUACUUAUACACAGUGUCCCUAGACCGCUGCUGCAAAGUAUAUGAUUUAAACGGUGGCAUCAUGCUCCUCAGCAUUGUGUUCCCAAUAGCACUGCACAGCGUGGUUGUCAAUAGGAUGGAGACCAGCAUUUAUGUUGGCUCCGCCGAAGGCAAGUCGUUUGUGUUUCACAAUUGGAGAGCGCCACGGAUGAAGGAAUACCAUCUGGAGGAGGACGAUGCUCAGGCCUUUAUCGGCCAUACGGUUGGAAAACCCAUAACCUCCUUGGCUCUGACAAUGAAUGCCCAACUGUUGGUCUCUGGCGGUGAGGAUAAGCAAGUCUGCGUUUGGGAUGUUGCGAGUCGGCAGCUCAUGAAGAGUAUUCCCCAGAACGGCGUGAUCACUAAUCUGAGAAUCCGUCUUCUCAGUCCCGCCAUUUUCCAGCCGCAACACAAGCAACCACAAUUAUUCGCAAACAGUCUCAAGCGGAUGAUCACGCCUCCGGAUGUUAAUGAUUAUAUUGAGUUGCUCGUCACCAACGAGUACCCCAAAGCACGUGCCAAACCAAAGCUAAAUUUUGACAACUGUAACUUGGGUCCGGAGGAUCAAAAAAUAUUACAAAAAAUGCAGCACGUAAAUCUGGGCGCCGAUGACGUUGACGUUGACGAUGACGAUGAUAUUGAAUUUGACGAGGAGGCGCUGAAGUCAACUCGGCAAUCUUCCAAAGUUAAAGAUGAAGAUGUGGCUUUAGCGGUCGAGGAAGACUUUCAUAAGGCCCAUUUCAAUGAUCCUGCAGUACAGAAACUUAUCGCCGAAAACCGACGACUCAAAAAGAAAAACGAGGAAGUGCUUCAAACCAUGGCGAAGUAUUUGGUAGACCAUUCGGAAAGCGGUAAGGGUCCUCCACAGAGAAAUCGCAAGAAAGCUCGUAAGAACUAGUGGUUGGCUCCACCCGUGCCUUUUGUUUACUUAGAUUAUAGCUCAU